Molecule: messenger RNA, 1293 nt
Organism: Sphenostylis stenocarpa
Lineage: Eukaryota; Viridiplantae; Streptophyta; Magnoliopsida; Fabales; Fabaceae
Source: the annotation of a GenBank genome assembly
AUGUAUGGAAGGGCUUCGUCUGGUCUGGAUAGAUUUAAGAAGGCUCAGUCCUUGGAACCGUUCUCUGUAUCUGUCAACUCAUCUUCCAGAAACGGUGCCCAAUCAUCUAGUAAAGUUGUUGGUCAUUCCUCUGCUUGGCGUCCACAGUCUCAUGUUUCUGCUCCCCAAUCCCAGCACCAACAGCAUCCUUCUCAGAAGACUCUAGGGGUGGAGGCAGCCCCGUUGUUGGGGCAGAAUCAGCAGGCAACUCAGGUUGGGGGAGGGCAGUCGACAUGGCAGCCACCAGAUUGGGCGAUUGAGCCACGGCCAGGUGUGUUUUACCUGGAAGUUUUGAAGGAUGGCCAGGUGUUAGACCGGAUUAAUAUGGACAGCCGGAGGAAUAUUUUUGGGAGGCAAAUUCAGACAUGUGACUUUGUGCUCGAUCAUCAGUCUGUCUCUCGCCAACAUGCUGCUGUUAUUCCUCACAAGAAUGGGAGCAUAUAUGUAAUUGAUUUGGGGUCUGCACAUGGUACAUUUGUUGCAAAUGAGAGGUUGACUAAGGAUUCACCAGUUGAGCUUGAAGUGGGACAAUCUUUGCGGUUUGCUGCAUCAACAAGAACGUACAUAUUAAGAAAGAAUGAUGCAGCUCUUUUCCCUCGUCCUCCACCACCAACAGAGAUUAAUUUCCCACCACCACCUGACCCAUCUGAUGAAGAAGCUGUUGUAGCUUAUAAUACACUACUGAAUCGUUAUGGCAUCAACAAGGCUGAUCUAGUGUCCAAGUCUGGUGAGUCUGGUAGUUCAGCAAGUGGCAGAACUAAGGAUUAUCAAUCUGAAAGACCAGCUAAGAGAAGUAAGAAAACAAGAGUUGCCUUCCGGGAUCAAGUUGGGGGAGAGUUAGUUGAGGUAGUUGGAAUUUCCGAUGGCGCAGAUGUAGAAACAGAACCUGGUCCAGUUGGUGUCAAAGAAGGAAGUCUAGUAGGUAAAUAUGAAUCUCUUGUACAGAUAACUGUAAUACCAAAGGGAAAAGAGCAGACCUCUGCUAAGGAGGCAGAUUCAUCCCCAAAAGGUGUGACUGAUAAACUACAAGAAGUCUUAAAAAAGAUCAAAACCCCAGUUAAAACUGGGAUUUAUGAUGACCUUUAUGGAGAAUCGUUAUCUGUGAAAGUUGGAUCUUCCUGGGCAUAUUCACCUGCACUCAGUGCUGGUGAACGAGUUCCAGAUAAGGAGGACGGUGAAGGGAGUGGAAAGUCAGACAGUAAUCCUAACACUGUUGAUGGAGAUGAUGAUGAUGAUGAUGAUUUGUUUGGGUGA